This is a messenger RNA of Rhinichthys klamathensis goyatoka, 3337 nucleotides long. RefSeq names its product protocadherin-10. Gene Ontology annotation, biological process: homophilic cell-cell adhesion. Bases 290 to 3199 code for a protein of 969 amino acids. Gene Ontology annotation, cellular component: plasma membrane. The transcript has 4 exons. Lineage: Eukaryota; Metazoa; Chordata; Actinopteri; Cypriniformes; Leuciscidae. Gene Ontology annotation, molecular function: calcium ion binding. The record is from RefSeq and is a predicted model, not a curated record.
AAUAAAGUAUAGUGUUUAGUGUUCAUCUCCUCCCCUUCUGUCUCCCUCAUCCAAACACACUCACGCUAUCUCACUCUUGCGCACGUGCCAUUGGCCAAAGGCGCGCACUCCAGUGCUAAAGUAUACGAGGUUCGGGGACUUACCACUUCAUUGUCAUUAGCGUGCUCAUUCUCUCACGAAAUGUUACUGUGCGUUUGGGUGGAUUUUUGUCUACCGUUUUAAAGCUUUAGCUAUGAGUGUUUUGUUUGGUCGUUCAUUUGAAGGCACGCAGGAAGGGGAAUAUAUUUAAAUGGAGCUGUGGAUAUGGACAUGGCAGGUAACCUGCCUGGCGCUCAUCGCGUCUGUGAUGGAUGUAGUUCUGGCACAGAUUCGUUACACGAUCCCAGAAGAACUGGAGCACGGGGCUUUUGUUGGAAAUAUUGCGGAGGAUCUGGGAUUAGACACCAACAAACUCUCAGUCCGCCGAUUUAGAAUAGUCUCAGGUGCAAAACGGCAAUAUUUAGAGGUGAAUUUAGAAAACGGGGUUUUAUUUGUCAAUGAAAGAAUUGAUCGAGAAGAGUUGUGCGAACAAAAUCCAUAUUGUUCAUUCCAUCUUCAGGUUGUGAUCGAAAACCCAUUGGAAUUGUAUCGGGUCGAAGUUGAAAUAUUUGAUGUUAACGACAACUCUCCAGUCUUUCCAUGGAGUGAAUUUAACCUGGAUAUCUCCGAAUCCGCCGCGCCUGGAUCGCGCUUCCCACUGGAAAGCGCGCAGGACCUGGACGUCGGUGAGAACUCUAUGCGCUCGUAUUUGCUGAGCGUAAACGAACACUUCGUCCUGGACGUCCAGACGCGUAGUGACGGCAGUAAAUUCGCAGAACUGAUCCUUGAAAGUUCGCUGGACCGGGAGCAGCAGAAGACUCAAUUGAUGGUUAUUACAGCGGUGGAUGGAGGCUCGCCAGAGAGGUCGGGCACUGCGCAAAUAAACAUAACGGUACUGGAUGCCAACGAUAACGCGCCUGUGUUCGAUCAGAACUUUUAUAAAGUGAAGCUGGCUGAAAACGCACCGCGAGGCACAGUCGUGAUAAAACUAAACGCCACUGAUAUCGAUGAAGGACCCAAUGGAGAGAUCACUUACUCUUUCAGCGGCCACGCUCCAAUGAGAGUGCGCGAGCUGUUCAGCGUGGAUUCCCGCACUGGAGAAAUCAAAGUAAAAGGACUUAUAGAUUAUGAAAAGGCACGAAUGCACGAGAUUUAUGUACAAGCCAAAGACAAGGGACCGUCUGCGGUGGCAGUGCACUGCAAAGUUAUGGUUAACAUCAUAGACGUCAACGACAAUCUUCCAGAAGUGAUUCUUACAUCAGUAUCUACGCCUGUCCAAGAGAAUGCGCCUCCUGGCACAGUGAUAGCAGUCAUUAGCGUUAUGGAUAAAGACUCUGGGGAAAACGGAAAUGUUGAUUGUGAAAUUCCUCAUCACGUUCCCUUUCAGCUGCACUCCUCUUUUAAAAACUAUUACACUUUGGUUACGUGUGAUUUUCUAGACAGAGAGACCAUUUCAGAGUAUAACAUCACCCUCACGGCGCGUGAUAUGGGCUCGCCUCCUCUUUUUACCAGGAAAACUAUUUUAGUGCAAGUGUCUGACAUAAACGAUAACGCGCCGCGUUUCAAACAGCCCUCCUACACGGUCUACCUGACCGAAAACAACGCGCCAGGAGCCUCGAUUUGCACCAUCACCGCACAAGACGCAGACGCGGAUCAGAAUUCUUACUUAUCCUACUCUAUUCAAGAAAACGACAUCCAUGGAAUGCCAGUGUCCACCUACGUGUCCAUCAAUUCAGAUAACGGCAACAUUUACGCGCUGCGUUCUUUCGACCACGAGCAGCUCAGAAACUUUAAGAUCGUGGUUCAAGCCGAAGAUGCUGGUUUUCCGCCUCUCCGCGCUAACGUAACAGUGAACGUGUUUGUUUUGGAUCAGAAUGACAAUCCUCCAAUCAUUGUAUCCCCAAUGCCCGAGAAUGACACCACAGCGGUUGUAGUUGUCCCUAGAAAUGCUGAUGCCGGAUACCUAGUGGCUAAAAUCACCGCCAUGGACGCGGAUGCCGGGCAAAACUCGCGUCUUUUUUAUGAAGUCCUUCAAGCUACAGAUCUCAGUUUGUUCAGCGUUGCGUUGUACACUGGGGAGAUCAGGACAAUCCGCCGGCUGAUGGACAACGACCCUAGGAGGCAGAGGCUAGUGGUUUUGGUCAAGGACAACGGUCAUCCGCCCCUCUCGGCCACGGCCUCCAUCAUGUUGUCAGUUGUUGACAGCGUGCCAGAAUCAUUGCCUGAUUUUGGUGACCUCGCGCUCAGCCCUCACUACAGGUCAAACCUCACGCUGUAUUUAAUCGUGUCUCUGGGCGCGGUUUCAUUCACGUUUCUCGUGGCUAUUAUUGUCCUGGCUACAAUUAAGGGACACAAGGACAGAAACUCGUGCUGUGGGCUUCAUUCUAAGGACCCCUCCAGUGACGUCAUUAAAAAGUCGAACUUGAACAUUCACAUAUCACCGGGAUCAAAGGGGCCCACGCACUGCGUGGAAGUAAACGCGAACCACCCAAUAGGUCAAAACUACUGUUAUAAAAUGUGUUUAACUCCAGAGUCAUCUAAAAGUGACUUCAUGUUCCUCAAGCCUUGUAGCCCGAUGGGAACAUCUACUCGAAAUAACAUCAAGGAAGUGGAAAAUAAAACUUUGACCUGGAGCCCAACCAGCCACAGUCUUGGUAUAAGGAAUGGGACGACCUCUCCAAACGAGCUCAAACAGGGAAACAAAGACCAAACACUGACUAAGAACCAGCUCAACUAUACAUACAAAAGCCAUACUCCAAUAAACACAGGUAGGACUCUGCAGCGCAGACUGAUUCAGGACUCAGACAACUAUGCUUACACAUCUGUUCCACAGUACUGGACCUGGGGAAAUCACAUGCAUGAUUACAAGACCUCACCUAAGGUUGGGGGCUUUCCAAACCGCUCAUGGACACGUUACAACCAACCGGAUUCAAUUCAACCCUCACCAGACUAUCAACAUAAUGUUUACAUUCCUGGGACACCAUCAACACUCUGUACACUCAAGCUGGCAAACAAUGGGGAGAUUGAAGUCUACAACUCAUUCUCAACUUUUGGCAAAAAGAAAAGGCCGAACAAUAACCGUCAAGAGGAUGCAAUAAUAACCAAUGAUUUUUUCAAAUGAUUUUUCCAUUUGUAUUUUUCAUUUGUUUCUUCCUGUAUAUAAGAUGUAUAUAUUUCACUCGGAUUAAAUGUUCUGUAUAAUUUGCCUUCAUAACUUUCACAGCAAGACAGCACUUAAAUUACUUUUGUUUUCCUGAUA